Molecule: messenger RNA, 834 nt
Organism: Aspergillus niger
Lineage: Eukaryota; Fungi; Ascomycota; Eurotiomycetes; Eurotiales; Aspergillaceae
Exons: 4
Coding region: 1-834 (277 amino acids)
Source: RefSeq, a predicted model, not a curated record
AUGUUUCAAUUUCACCAUUCAAUCCGCCAUCAGCCAUGUCCCGGAGACAUCACCUUACCAGGCGUUUUCGACUACCGUCUCAGUCAUAUCGCUCGCGGCAGCGGCCAUAGCGCUAGUAUAUAUCAGUUAAUAAUCAGAUUAGCAGUGAACAAAAUUUACUCACUUCAUGGUGUUGCUUGCGGCAUUCGUGGCAGCGGUUUCCGCGACGACAUUCCCAGUCGUAUUCGCAACGUUCGCCACAAUAAAUCACCUGGUGAGUCCAAGACGAUUAGAUUUGCAGAUGAGGAUGUGGGCGAGGUCUCAUACAUCGAGAGUGCCAUCAGUGACCUUGGUACUGCCAACGUCGUCGGUGUUGGGCUCCGUUGCAGCAGCCAGGGCAAGACCCAGGAGGGCCAUAGAUGCAAGCAAGAAUCUUGUUCUCUCGGAGGGUGUACUGGCUCGGUUCCAUUCGGAGGGUAUCCGGAACAUCCCUCUGACGCUUGGGAUCAAGUUUACUAUCGCUGCUCAUGCAAUAACCCCUCGUUGGCGCAGGAACUUCCGAUGCCAAGAUGUCAUCCUCCCCAGAUUCAAGGCUUGUGCAACAAGCGGAGGUUACGGCAGUCGACCUUAUGCGCUAUCCUCCGAAAGCCGGGCGGCGAAGGCCUUUCCAGAUGUAUUUCAAGCCCGCUGGGCUCCUACAUAUUCCAUGGCUAUGUUGUGCAAAGGCAAAUGGAACAUCCCGGUGGAACUAAUUGUGGUAUACCCAUAUCUGCGCCGGAUGUCCAUGGUGCCUUGAACGUCUACGUACAGUCAGGAUGUCACACAGGCUGGCUUAGUUCUGACUCUGAAAGCUAA